Amaranthus tricolor (Joseph's coat) is the source of this 2717-nucleotide messenger RNA. RefSeq names its product peptidyl-prolyl cis-trans isomerase CYP95-like. The coding region runs from base 221 to 2503 and encodes 760 amino acids. Gene Ontology annotation, molecular function: peptidyl-prolyl cis-trans isomerase activity. NCBI's taxonomy places the organism in Eukaryota, Viridiplantae, Streptophyta, Magnoliopsida, Caryophyllales, Amaranthaceae. The record is from RefSeq and is a predicted model, not a curated record. Gene Ontology annotation, biological process: protein peptidyl-prolyl isomerization. The transcript has 14 exons.
UGGCAAUCUCUUAAACGAAUAAUGAUAGAGAACAAAGAAUAGGGGCAAACUAGUCAUUUAAGUGAAUUAUUGGUGGUAAAAAGAAUCGGACGCUAGGUUUUUUGUCUCGUAAACACACCAUUUUCUUCCUCCAUAGUCCAGUUUUUCUAAUCUUUCGGUGUAGCAGCUGCCAUUGCUGCACCGCUUACUGCUCUUUCGCUAAGAGAACAAAGAAUUAGCGAUGGUCAAGAAGAAAAAUCCCUUUGUUUUCUUGGAUGUGUCUAUUGAUGGAGAUCCAUGUGAAAGAAUGGUUUUUGAGCUUUUUUCUGAUUUGGUUCCAAAGACUGCCGAAAAUUUCCGUGCAUUAUGUACAGGAGAGAAGGGAAUUAGUCCUAGGCUAAGGAUUCCUUUGCACUACAAGGGUACCUUCUUCCAUCGAAUAGUGAAAGGUUUUGGAGCUCAGGGUGGUGAUCUUCUCAGACAAGAGGGUUCAGCUGGUGAAAGUAUAUAUGGUGACGCAUUUCCUGAUGAGCCCCCAAAGCUAAAGCAUGAUGAACCUGGUCUUUUAUCUAUGGCACUAGCUGAUCGUGACGUUUGUGGAUCUGUAUUCAAUAUUAUGUUCAAGGCUAAUCAAAACUUUGACAAAAAGAAUAUAGUGUUUGGGAAGCUUGUGCAUGGACAUGAGGUUUUGAAAAAAAUUGAGGAUGUUGGUGAUGAAGAUGGCAAACCAACGGUCACCAUUAAAGUUUGCAACUCCGGUGAAUUCAGUGAAAGUGACAAGAAGAAACUUGGUAAGAAGCUGGCAAAAGUGGCGAGUUUGGAUGCUCAUAGCAUUGAAACACGAAGAAAGGGAAAACAUAAGAAAUCUUCAAGGAAUAGAAGAAAGAGAAGAAGAAAAUACUAUACUUCUGAAUCAGACAGUUCUUCUGAAAGUGAUUUAGAUAGUAGUGAUCUUGAUACUGAUUCUGAAUCAGAUUCAUCUUCAUCAGAUGUUAGUUCCUCCAGUGAUGACAGGCGAAAGAAGAGAAAGAGGUCCUCUAAGCGAGACAAGUACAAACGUGGGAAGCGCAAAGAAAAGCGGCGUGAUAAGAAGCGGAGAAGGCAGGAUAAGCGUUCAAGACGGAAGUCUAGAAGGGCAUCCAAUAGCCUCAGUGAUAGUGAGAGCACAGGGGAUAGCUCUGAGGGCGAGGACAGUACAAAGAAUAUUGAUAAAAAGCGCAAGGGUGACCUGCUGAAAAACGCUGAGAACCAUUCUCCUAGGGUUGAUGCUGCUGCUGUUGUUAAUCACAAAAGAAGCGAAGAUUCUGAUAAGUUUGACGAUAAGGAACCCAGAUCUUCCAAGGAAAACGGAGAGCAGAAAACCAAUGGCUAUGAAAGAGAUGCAAUAUCUGGGAGGAGUGGAGACAGACAACCUGAUGUGGUAGAGGACCACCCUGGAAAAUCUAGUGCAAGUCCUAAAAGGGCUACUAGUAAGAGUAUGAGUAUCAGUCCCAGGAGUAUGAGCAGAAGCCGGAGUGCUACACCCCAAAGAAAAUUAAGCAGAAGUCCUAGUGUUGGUAAGAAUUCCCCGGUAGCUGUACAGAGAAGUCAAAGUAUUAGCAGAAGUCCUGUAAGGAGUGUCAGCAGGAGCCCAGCUAGAAGUCCGAGCAGGAGUCCACCAAGAACUCAUUCUCAACGAAAUUCUAGCUUAAGCCCUGUGCUAUCUCCACCUAGAAAAAGUCCUAGUGGGAGCUAUCCAGGAGGCUCAUCGCGAAGAUCAGCUGGUAGAAGCCCUGGGAGAGUCAGAAGGCGGAGCAGUCCAAGCCCGGUACAUUCUCGUAGAAGUCCUAACCCCGUAAGAUCUUCACAUAGAAGCUUAAGUAGAAGCUCUGGUCGUGCUCCAUCAAGAAGAGUUGCAAGUCGUAGUCCAGUUAGGUCUCCUAAGCGAAGCUAUCAUCGCAGCUACUCUAGAAGUCCUGGCCGUCGAAGCCCUCCUUCAAUUCACCGUAGGAGUGUUUCAAGAAGUGCCUCACCUGAUGGGUCACCCAAACGUAUACGAAGAGGUAGAGGUUUCAGUGAUAGGUUUUCUUAUGCUCGAAAAUACAGGACCCCCUCUCCUGACCGUUAUCGGCAUGGUGGUCGUGACAGAUAUCCCAGUUACAGGAGAUACUCUGACCGUUCUCCUAGGUACCGAAGCCCAAGAAGAUCUCCUAUAAGAUAUAGAAGAAGAAGAAGCAGGACAAGGAGUCCGAGUAUCUCACGAAGCCCUCCCUAUCGUCGCCGUCGUAUUACCAGGAGUCCUGUUCGUAGUCCCUCUAAUAGUCCUCCAUCCAGAUAUCGUGCAUCUCCUCGUGCUGAGAAGCGGUUGUCAUUGAGUCGAAGUCGAAGCAGGAGUGUGUCAGUCUCAGGUUCCUCCAGGGGUUCCCCAGCUCCAAAGGGAGCUAGCAAGGAUAAAUAUAGGUCGAGGACAUCUUCUGGCAGUCCGCCAGCGAAAAAAGGUUUAGUCUCGUACAGAGAUGGUUCCGCCGACAACAGCUCAAGGUAGAAAAGUAGAUGGAACCUGUGCAUUUAUUCCUGCUCUUUUUAUAGUUUCUGGUCGUAUGCACAUUGAUGUAGUUAGUCUCUUCGUAUGAGGUACUUUUGAACUAAAGUCAUUUCUGUAAUGGUCUUAAUCACCACAUUAUGCAUGACGUUGUUCUCUGUUUAAUUAGAAUUUUUCAAGACAUUGUUAGUUUAAAGUUUUGGGACUUUGAAAUUAA